GUUUUCCGACUUACUUGAUUUAUUAAGGGACUCAGAUAGAAAAUAGGCCAAAUAGUACAAAAGAUAACUUAGAAGUAAAAGUUUGAGCCGUAAAUUAUAGCUAUUUCGCAUUAUUUUUACUACAUAUUGAUACUACAAUCGUAGUUGGACUUAAAUAAAUGGGCGCACAAUCCGUAUGUACAUCCAUGGAUAGCUUUAAGAUUAAGAUGUUGUGCGUCAAUCGAUAAGGAUUGUGCAAGCAGACAUCCUUUUAUGCCGCGCAAGUAUGGGUUUCAGGGAGGUACUGAGACUCGUUUCUUGCAAGAUGACAUCUUUCGACCACCUUUUGUUGCUGAGGGUUGAGAUCAUUUAAGCCCUCAAAGCAACAAAGCGGGAUAUGGCUAACGGACUUGUAGCAUUCGAUAUGAUGCCAAUUGAUGCAUACGAAGCCAUUAAGGUGCUGAUAUACGACACCUACGCGCAGACGACCAGCCUCGAUGAUGGCAUCACACGUCUUACAGCACGCAUGGGCCUUGCGCGUCGCUUCGAUAAUGUAGGUACCAUCCUUGGUCCAUGGCGAGUUCAGCGUAGUCGGACUCAUAGGACUAGUAUUUAACAUGUUUAUUUGAGUCAUUAUCGAGAGGAACGAGGGGACGCAGAUGGCGGGAAAAGCGCAGAAAUGAAAGUGAGCCAGACCAGGUUGGAAAGGAUACGCUGGACACUCGCACCGCCACUUGACGGUGCGGCACUUUUUUGUUUCGCCCGCUAGAUAACAGACGAGGCGUACAAUUUACAGAGAGGGCCUUUGUUUGGAUAACGGUCCGAUGCUUUGCGGCUGCGGUCUCGCUGGGACAACUGCUUCGAGCACGCCGCUGGCUUGUCGAUUAAGCAGUCGAUGAUAUUUCUUGGCGUUAAUAUUACCCACUGAGUUAAUAUUACCCAU
Messenger RNA from Plasmopara halstedii, 922 nucleotides. RefSeq lists its product as uncharacterized. Bases 377 to 595 code for a protein of 72 amino acids. The record is from RefSeq and is a predicted model, not a curated record. Lineage: Eukaryota; Oomycota; Peronosporomycetes; Peronosporales; Peronosporaceae. The transcript has a single exon.